GGAGGAGCCGGGCGGCCGGAGGAGAAAGUGCUGUGUGUGAGCGGCUGUGUGCGGCGGCUGUCGGUGGCUCUGGCCUGGACCUGGGCCUGGGCUCGGGCUCGGCCGCCAUGAGCCUGUACUGUAAGCUCGGGCUGGCGGUGUCGGCGCUGGUGAGCGGGGCGGCGGCGCUGCGGGGCUGGAGGCGGCCCCAGGCUCAGGACCACAGUCAGUACGAGCUCCGGCAGGUGCAGGUGAUCUUCAGACACGGGGCCAGGACACCGCUGGACACCCGCUCUAUCAUUGAGGAGGCAGAAUGGAACUUAAAACUUUUAUUACCUCCUGUACACACGUUGAUUGAUUACACAGUAGUGGACCUUAACGGAAAACCACAACCUCCAUCGUUAAUUGAUGAUGCCAACAACAUAAAACAAUUUAAGACUGGGAUGCGAGUUGGUCAGCUCACUUCAGUAGGAAUGGAACAGUUGUAUGCACUAGGCAAAAGGAUGCGAGUUUCUUAUAUAGAAGAAAAGCAGUUUCUUUCUCCCGCCUACAGCCCCUUGGAGAUCUAUGUUCGUUCAACCAAUAUUGAAAGGACUAUCAAAUCUACACGGUGCAUGCUGGCUGGUUUAUUCCAGCAGAAACAGGAUGCUAAAGUGAUCAUUUUCACCACUGACACUGAAAGUGAGAUCCUGUAUCCCAACACGUACGGAUGCAAACGUCUUCAUAUUUUGAACAGACAGUUGUGGAAGAAAGUCAGAGCACAGCCUGAUGUCCAGUGUGACAUGAGAUUGCUACAGCAAUCACUAGGAGUAGUACCUGAUGAUAACGCUACCUUUAUCGACAUCAUGGAUGAUAUGAUAGCACGCAAGGCCCAUGGAUUACCCCUUCCAAAGGUCCUGAUGGAAUGGGAAGAAACCAUUAAACAACAAGCUGUGAAAACUCUUUGUAGUAGCUUCUCAUUGCCGAAUAGAGAAGGCCUGCAAUUGUCUGUGGGGCCAGUGAUCGACAUGUUGCUGACCAAUAUCAAUGACAACAUUCAAGAUGGCAACAGUUCCAGUAAACAAAAAAUGUACUUGUAUUCAGGACAUGACACCACCCUUGUCCCUAUCCUUUAUGUUUUGGGCAUUUUCAACUGGGAUUGGCCAUCGUAUGCUUCCGAUCUAACUUUCGAACUGUUUGAGCAUCAAACAUCGAAAGAGAAGUUUAUGAAGGUUUCCUACUCUGGUAAGGACCAGUUAGUGAGGGGCUGCAGUUCCAUCUUCUGCCCUCUUGAUGAGUUCCUCAAAGUAUUUAAAUGCUGCACACUCAACAUGGAGGAAUACAACACCCUCUGCGAUGAUAUAGACAGCCUUCAGAAAGAAAAACAGAGCAAAUAACUUAAUUUACCAUUUCUGAUUAUUAUUGCCUCAGUACUUGAAUUUUUAAAGUGCACGAAAAGAUUCUUUGAAAGAAGUAAUGAUCCAGGACAAUCUCUGGGCUGAACCCAUUGGUUAUUUACUGACAUUAGGAUUUUCUCAUUUACGUGUGUGUGUGUUGGAAGGGGGUUAUAUUUAUUUAAUUGUUGCUAAUUCCUUUGUUGCUCAUUCAUUGGAAUAAGGAACAGAGGAAUGAACAGGAUAGGAAAAGAGCAUAGUGGUCCAUCUGUCGAGCUCCCAAAGUUGAAUAAUUUUUUUUAAAAAAAGAUUAACUAUAAAAUGUGACCUUGCACCUUGCGGGCAAAUGUAAAAAGGCACAGGGAAAUAUAUUGGGUAUAAAGCUCAAGGGCAGGACGCAAUUGGUAGCAUAGGCUUGAUGGGCACAAUAGCCUUCUCCUGGAUUCUAUCCUGUGGAGUCCUGUAGCUUAGUGGUUAGAGCACUUCUGGCA
This is a messenger RNA of Callorhinchus milii (elephant shark), 1843 nucleotides long. RefSeq names its product acid phosphatase 6, lysophosphatidic (gene acp6). NCBI's taxonomy places the organism in Eukaryota, Metazoa, Chordata, Chondrichthyes, Chimaeriformes, Callorhinchidae. Gene Ontology annotation, biological process: dephosphorylation. The record is from RefSeq and is a predicted model, not a curated record. Gene Ontology annotation, molecular function: phosphatase activity. The coding region runs from base 108 to 1355 and encodes 415 amino acids. The transcript is spliced from 10 exons.